UUGUGGUUUUGGUGCUCGUGUUACACAGCUUCGUAACUGAGUUAUUUAAGCCAAUAACUCAGCCACAAAUACAGAUCGACCAUUCAAAUGCAAUAGCAAUGCUGAUUCGGAGGCGAAGGCGGUUAAGAAGCCUUAACAAAAGGACUGGACGGCGACAAGCACACGCUCUGGACAUGUUGCGUCGUAGGACGGCUGAGGAGGAUGACCGUUAUCACGCCCAAAGAACAGCAAUGAUAUGCGAAUACUAUGGAACGCGUCGUGUCCCGCGCUUUCUCUGGGUGAACAAUAGAACGUCGGCCUGGUGGGAAAUGGUGGUGCCAACGUACACCAAUGUGCAGUGGAUCAAAGAUUUCCGAAUGUCCAAGUGCUCUUUUCAACUGCUCUGUAUGCGCCUGGAAGCAACGUUGGGGAGACGCAACACCAACUACCGGGAGUGUGUACCCGUGCCUAAAAAAAUCGCCAUAGCACUGUGGAAACUUGCGACCAACUCUGAGUACAGGACCAUCUCUCAUUUGUUUGGAGUCGGCAGAUCUACGGUGUGUUGCUGUGUGCAGGAGUUCUGUUCCGCUGUUGUGACGCUACUCCUUCCUGAGUUCAUGCCAUGGCCGAACUCUGAGAAGUUAGAGGAGAUGGCGUUAUAUUUUGAGGGCAGAUGGGGUGUGCUACAGUGUGUAGGUGCAGUAGAUGGAUCACACAUCCCUAUUCUGAGACCAGAGGAAUACCACAACGAGUAUUUCAACCGCAAAGGCUGGCACUCGGUCAUCCUGCAGGGUGUUGUGGAUGGUAAGGGCCUCUUUUGGAGUGUUUUUGUUGGCUUACCAGGGAGCAUGCAUGAUAGCAGAGUGUUCAGCUUGUCAUCACUGGUUAGUUGUGUGGAUAGAGGUGGUCUACUUCCUCAUGUAACAAAGAAUAUUGGUGGACAUGAUGUGGGUUACUAUAUCCUUGGUGACUCAGCCUACCCCCUGCAAAGAUGGCUGAUGAAACCUUUCCAAGGAAGGCUCACACCCCAGCAACAUGUGUACAACCGCAAAACAAGCCGAGCACGAGUGGUGGUGGAGAACGCUUUUGGCAGACUGAAGGGCAGAUGGCGGUGCUUGAUGAAGCGAAACGACUGCAACAUGGACAACAUCAAAAUCCAGGUGGCAGCAUGUUGCGUAUUGCAUAACCUAUGUGAGCGUCGUGGUGAUGAGUACAGGGAGGAAUGGACUGCCUUACCGGCGACCCAGCUUGAUGGGCCAGCGCCAGACAUUGUUGAGGACCGCACCAUACAGGUGAAAUACUGA
Trematomus bernacchii (emerald rockcod) is the source of this 1283-nucleotide messenger RNA. RefSeq names its product protein ANTAGONIST OF LIKE HETEROCHROMATIN PROTEIN 1-like. The transcript is spliced from 3 exons. The record is from RefSeq and is a predicted model, not a curated record. Lineage: Eukaryota; Metazoa; Chordata; Actinopteri; Perciformes; Nototheniidae. The coding region runs from base 99 to 1283 and encodes 394 amino acids.